Molecule: messenger RNA, 2658 nt
Organism: Glycine soja
Lineage: Eukaryota; Viridiplantae; Streptophyta; Magnoliopsida; Fabales; Fabaceae
Product: probable leucine-rich repeat receptor-like protein kinase At1g35710
Exons: 2
Coding region: 74-2467 (797 amino acids)
Biological process (GO): protein phosphorylation
Molecular function (GO): protein binding; ATP binding; protein kinase activity
Source: RefSeq, a predicted model, not a curated record
UAUUAUAAAUAUUUGUCAUAUCAAUCAUUGUUAAUGUAUCUAUAGAUAAUCAUCUUCUUUUGUACUGGUUGUCAUGGCUAUGCCAUUCCCCAAUUAUAUGGUGGUAGGAGCUUGGUAUAUACUACUUGUUAUCUCUUGGAAUUGUUUCAGCAUUUCAAUUGCGUCAAAUGCAGCUUCUAAAUCUGAAUCCUCACUGCUAGAAGCAGAAGCACAUGUUCUUCUUGAAAGUGAGUGGUGGCCGAGUAAUUACACUAACCAUGUUUCAAGUCGGUGCCAGUGGGCAGGCAUUACAUGCAACAAUGCUGGAAGUAUCACAAACAUUACUUUGCCUGAUGAACUCCAAUUGGGAAACAAGUUGUGGAGGUUCAACUUUUCUUGCUUCCAAAACCUUGUUCACCUCAACCUUGCUGCACUAGGAAUCAGUGGGAGUAUUCCAUAUGGAUUUGGUACCCUUUCCAAACUCACUUAUCUUGACUUAUCCUUUAAUGAUAUAAUGGGAACUAUACCAUCAGACAUUUGGAAUCUAAGGAACUUAGUGACCCUAAACUUGGCUAGAAACAAGCUUAGUGGGCUUAUCCCUCCAGAGUUAGGAAAGUUGAGGAAUUUGAUUGAAUUGGAUUUAAGUGAUAAUAGUUUUAUUGGUCCAAUACCUGUGGAGAUUGGUCAAUUGAACAAUUUGAAACAUCUGUCCCUCGGUGAGAACAAGUUGAAUGGUUCCAUACCUUUAGAAAUAGGGAAUUUGAACAACCUUCUGAUUCUAGAUCUUAAUACUAACAGUCUCACCGAAGUGAUACUUCAAGAUUUGCAUAAUCUUACCAGUUUGACAGAACUAAACUUGUCCAAUAAUGAGAUUUUUAACUUGAUCCCGCAAAAGCUUUCCCAAUUGACCCAACUGAAGUAUCUGAAUAUUUCAAAUAACAAAUUUUUUGGUGAAAUACCUGCUGACAUUGGAAAUUUGUCUAAAAUCUUGGUUCUAGACAUGUCUAGAAACAUGUUGGCUGGAGAAAUCCCAGCCAGUUUUUGUACUUGCUCUAAGCUGGAGAAGUUGAUUUUGAGCCAUAACAAUAUAAACGGAAGCAUUCCCUCUCAUAUUGGUGACCUUGUUUCGCUUGCUUUAAUUGAUUUGAGUCAUAACUCAAUAAGUGGAGAAAUACCUUAUCAGCUUGGGAGUGUGAAAUACACAAGGAUCUUGGAUCUCAGUUAUAAUGAACUAAAUGGAACCAUUCCCAGAUCCCUUGUAUCAUUGGGGAGGCUAGACUUGUCUUACAAUUCUCUAGAGGGUGAAAUCCCAGUUGCUCUCCAAAAAUCUUUUCCACCUAAAGCAUUCACUGGCAAUGACAAUUUGUGUGGCGACAUCGCCCACUUCGCUGCUUGUUAUUAUUCCUCUCCUCACAAGUCACUUAUGAAAAUUUUCCUUCCUCUCACUGCUUUGCUUGCUCUUCUGUGCACUGCAUACGUGUUCCUCCGCUGGUGUAAGGCUGGGAAUUGCAUGUCUGUAUCAAAAGAAACAAAGAAUGGUGACAUGUUUUCAAUAUGGAACUAUGAUGGUAAAAUAGCAUACAAAGACAUAAUUGAAGCAACAGAGGGUUUUGACAUCAAAUACUGCAUAGGGGCUGGUGGUUAUGGUAGUGUCUACAGAGCACAGCUACCUAGUGGCAGAGUAGUGGCCUUGAAGAAACUCCACAAUUUAGGACCCGACGAACCAGCCAUCCACAGGAUUUUCAAGAAUGAGGUAAGAAUGUUGACAAAGAUAAGGCAUAGAAAUAUUGUGAAGCUCUAUGGAUUCUGCUUGCAUAACAGAUGCAAGUUUCUGGUUUUGGAGUACAUGGAGAGGGGAAGCUUGUAUUGCGUUCUCCGCAAUGACAUUGAAGCUGUGGAGUUGGAUUGGACCAAGAGGGUCAACAUUGUGAAAGGCAUAGCACAUAGCUUAUCAUACCUUCACCAUGAUUGUAAGCCAGCAAUUAUUCAUAGAGAUGUAACAACAAAAAAUGUUCUCUUGAAUUUAGAAAUGAAGGCUUGUCUCUCGGACUUUGGCAUAGCAAGACUUCUAAAAUCCGGUUCCUUCAAUCGAACAGUACUUGCAGGCACUUAUGGAUAUAUUGCACCAGAACUUGCCUAUAGUGAUUGUGUGACUCAGAAAUGUGAUGUCUACAGCUUUGGAGUGGUUGCACUUGAAAUUAUCAUGGGAAAACAUCCUGGAGAGCUUGUUUCCUCAUUAAGAUCUGCAUCCUCACAAGGAAUUCUCUUCAAAUAUAUAUUAGACCCCAGAUUAAUAUGCACCAUCAAUCAACAAUCAACUCCGAGUUUAGCUCUUAUAGCAACACUGGCUUUUGCAUGUCUUCAUUCUCAGCCAAGGCUUAGACCAACAAUGCAAGUAGUGUGUGAUAAACUUGUCACGGGAAUGCCCCGAUUAACCAUACCAUUUGAAGAAAUUUCAAUAAAGCAAAUUGUAAAUCAGGAAUUCUAACUGAUUUCUAGGACACAUCAUCCUCUGAACUUCACGAGGUAGUUUAUAUUUUAUGUUUCCUUUGUACAUUCUUAGUGUUUCUGGUUUGGUUGAGUGAAGGACUGUCCUGUCUCGAACCCUAGACCAACAAUGGUACAUUACAUUCUUGGUGUUUGCACAUGCUUAUAUUUAUUACCAACCUUUUUUCCUUA